Messenger RNA from Cornus florida, 736 nucleotides. RefSeq names its product disease resistance protein Pik-1-like. The transcript has 3 exons. The coding region runs from base 137 to 511 and encodes 124 amino acids. NCBI's taxonomy places the organism in Eukaryota, Viridiplantae, Streptophyta, Magnoliopsida, Cornales, Cornaceae. The record is from RefSeq and is a predicted model, not a curated record.
AGUUGCAUGUCCUAUAAAUAAAGGACCUGCCUUGCACGGUAUUACCACCAUUCAUAACCCUUUCACAAGGUUUCCCAAACUAUAUCCCAUAUACUCUCUCUGUCUCAGACUACUUCAUAUUCGCCAAACAAAAAAGAUGAAGCAAAAGAUGGUAAUUAAACUGCAAUUAAAUGACCAGAAGGGUCGCUCCAAAGCCCUCCAGAUUGUAGUUGGUAUUUCAGGAGUGGAGUCAGCAGCUUUACAGGGUGCGGACAAGGACGAGAUAGUGGUAACCGGAGAUGGGGUGGACGCGGUUGUGCUGACGACGGCGCUGAGAAACAGCAAGAGCAAGAGCAUAGGCUAUGCCGAGCUGGUAAGCGUCGGCGAAAACAAGAAAGAGGAGGAGAAGAAAGAGACCAAAAAUGAGGCCGUUGUGUAUCCUACCCCGACUUGGACCUGUUACGCCCAGUACCCGCAAAAUCGCCAAAUGGUAUAUGAACAUCCCACUCAAGACAAUUGCUCCAUUAUGUGAUUAAUUGCAUAAAAUGGAGUGGAAUUUGUGUCGGUUUUCAGAGGAAUUUGUAUUUGUAGAAGCGAAUUAAUAAUAUUCCAGGUUGAUGAUGCUUGUUUGUGAGAUAAUUAUUCUAUAUAUACACUCUGAUUUUUUGUUUUUGUUUUUGCCAGAACAUAUACAAAUAACAAGUUAGUCCAUGUAUUGUUAUUCAACUUGCACUAAUAUAAAGUAUGUGUUGUCUUA